AUGUCGUCUCCAUUCGCUCAGCGCCAAACCACCGAGAGAGCAGAUGAAGAGAUUCCUUUGCUCAAGAACUUCAAAGAUCAGCAAUCCCAUAUUCUACCACGGAAGGAACUCCUGGUAGUUUUCUCUGCCUUGGCAUUGAUUUAUUUCACCUCGUUUCUGGACCAGACCGCCCUAUCCACCUCCCUACCUGCCAUUGCGGCGGGACUAAAUAUUGGAUCAUCUAUCUCAUGGGUUACCGCCAGCUUCCUCACGACGAGCACGAGCAUCCGGUUAAUCAAUGGUGUCCUGUUUGAUAUUUUUGGUCGCAAAAUAUAUCUCCUUGGAGCAUUGGUACUUAUGGCGCUGGGGAACCUGCUAUCCGGCUUCUCUCAGACACCUGCACAGCUAUAUGCCACAAGAGCGUUCAGUGGUCUGGGAGCCGAGGCUAUUAACGCGCUUGUACAGAUUUCUAUCUCGGACAUUACUACCCUGGAGUAA
This is a messenger RNA of Talaromyces rugulosus, 477 nucleotides long. RefSeq lists its product as uncharacterized. Bases 1 to 477 code for a protein of 158 amino acids. Gene Ontology annotation, biological process: transmembrane transport. The record is from RefSeq and is a predicted model, not a curated record. Gene Ontology annotation, molecular function: transmembrane transporter activity. The transcript has a single exon. NCBI's taxonomy places the organism in Eukaryota, Fungi, Ascomycota, Eurotiomycetes, Eurotiales, Trichocomaceae.